This is a messenger RNA of Bombus huntii, 3453 nucleotides long. RefSeq names its product protein big brother-like. The record is from RefSeq and is a predicted model, not a curated record. Gene Ontology annotation, cellular component: nucleus; core-binding factor complex. Gene Ontology annotation, biological process: regulation of transcription by RNA polymerase II. NCBI's taxonomy places the organism in Eukaryota, Metazoa, Arthropoda, Insecta, Hymenoptera, Apidae. Bases 261 to 1019 code for a protein of 252 amino acids. Gene Ontology annotation, molecular function: sequence-specific DNA binding; transcription coactivator activity. The transcript is spliced from 3 exons.
CGGAUUGUCCUUAGUCUCCACUGAGACGCCACACGGCGCAGUCGAACGCGCGGAUUUUGGUGCUCUGUGUAAAUUUCUCUCUCAACAAUCUGGUGUAUUGUGAAAGGUCAUUAAAAGCGUAUACAUCGCGAACACAUACAACAAACCGAUCAACAACUAAAUUAACGUUGUUUCCAUCAGAGUGUAAAUAAAAUUGCUCGAUCGGAUCGAUCGAUCUUUGUAAAUUGAUCUGAUUUAUCGGUUUGAAAUAACCGUGCAAAAUGAUGCACACUAUGAGCGAACACACUGGUGGAGCUGGAGGGCUGGGUGUCAGCGUGCUUCCCUUCGAUGGCAUGGGUUUGUUUGAACAACAACGGCCCAGGUUCCUCUUCAAGAUGCCCAAGGUUGUGCCGAAUCAGAAGGCCAAAUUCGAAACGGAGGAACUGUUCAGGAGAUUGAGUCGCGAAAGCGAGGUCAGAUACACUGGAUACCGAGAUAGACCAGUCGAAGAACGUCAGGUACGCUUUCAAAAUGGCUGUCGGGAAGGUUAUACGGAGAUCGCGUUCGCCGCGACUGGAACAAACCUCCAGCUCGUUUUUGGCAAUGCAUCUGGAAAUUACGGCGGUGACAUCAACGACUGCGAUUUUGAAAAAGAACGGGGCAAGGUACAUCUCAGGUCUCGCUUAAUAAUGAACGGUGUGUGCGUGAUGUGGCGUGGAUGGAUAGACCUGGAGAGGUUGGACGGUGUUGGAUGUCUGGAGUACGACGAGAAACGCGCCGCUGAAGAAGACGCUCUUCUUCGCGACCAAUUAGAACGUUAUAACCAACGAGUACGCGAUUUCGACGAGAAACAAAGGGCGUACAGAAGUGGAGCUACUCAACCACCUCACUUGAAUCAUCAUCACCAUCAUCAUCACCAUCACCACGGUCAUCACAGCCACCACGUGGCCGGAAGUGGCUCUGGAACCAGCGGAACCAUCGAGCCUCAUCUUACCCACCGACAAGAUCCCGAGAUGGAAGUCAGAUUGAGGGCCUACUGAGGCUCCGAGAAAGUGACCAACGAAACCACUUGAUUCCUCUUCGAUUUGGAAUUACUUCCGGAUCGCCCUCGAGCCAACCGAACACUGGUGGGAGAAACGAGAGACGAAAGAUCUCUUGGGAGGAAUGUGGCUAACGGUUUGAUACGCGUUCGUAAGGUAUUCACGUUGUUUGGAGUGUAAUUGCACGAGAUUGAGAAUCGCGAGAUGCUGGUAGAGAUUUGUUUGUGGUGAUUUACUGUUUUCGACCUGCACUCAAUAUUUUUCAGCCUAUUGGAUUUGAGUAAUUUUUCGGAACAAUGGAAUUUUUACUUUUAGUCGAACAUUUCUAAGGCGUCGAAUUAAGUUAUUUCUUUGGAAAUAAUGCGUGUCGAUACUUUUGACUUUUCGUAGAAAACUUCUUGCGUUUCUCGAAACUCCUGACAAUUCUCGUCACCAGAUUUUUCCCACUGUUGAUGACGUAUCAUUUCCGACAACUUUAAUAAUCGACAGACAUCAAUCUACGAUCAGGAUCAUUAGGUUAAGUGACACGCGUUUAUCUAUCUUGUUAAUAUCGUUCAAGAAGAGAUUCUUGAGAAACACGCACAUCAAGUUGCUGUUUCUGGAGGAUCUCUAGGGGGUCGGUAAAAUCUCAUAGAUUAAUUCUGCAAUCGAAUUUUAUUUAAAAUUAUUACAGUUAGUUACAUUAAUUACAGAAUACUAACGACGAGAAUCGUGUAUUGAUUCGAAUCACGAAUGAAAAUCGAUCUUUGUUAUACUCAUCUAUCUUCGAAUUUCCAACAUGCCAUCGCAAGUAUUGCAGUCCACGCAACAAGACCGAAUUUCUAUGUACAAUUAACGAUAAUAAGAACUAUUAUUAUCGUCGUAUAACACUUAAGCAAUAUGUUUGUUUUAACAUUUUUCUCUCCGUUGUUUAUUUUAUUAAACUUUGAUAAUGAUCAGUUAUAUCGUUACGUUCGAUAUUAUUUUAUUGCAAUGGAAGAAGAGAGUUGUGUAAUUAUUAUUGCAAAAUUGAGAUUUUUAUUCGAUCUUAUGUACAUACGAUGAUAAUGUGUAUUUUCUUCCUUUCUUUCCUUGUUGAUGUGUUGUUUAGCCGCAGGGAUUGAAAUUCAUUCAUGAAUUAAGUAAGGUCAAGAUUUUAAAAAUGCGGAAUGAGGAAGAUUAUAUACAGAGGAGAGAAACUUUACGAUUGUUUCUGUUCUAUCGUAUUUGCCAGGCCAUGCAACGAAGUUUACGCGUACCUUUUAUCUUCUGUCCUUACCAAUGAAGAUUUUUCCAGCGGGGAAAAAUAGUAUAAAUGGCGUCGCAUGCGAAACCUCGAGUCUUUGCUCCGAUUAACAUAUCAAUGUAGAAUGCACGACCGAUGCGGAUAUUCAUCCAUUUACAGAAUCAGCAUUUAUUGAACUUUUAUAUUUACUUACAUUUUCUUUUGCUUCGUGAUUUCAUUUUAAGUCAGAAAAUCAACGAACAAAAAAUGGACGUAUUUUUUUCAUAUCUUCUCUUCUAUUUUCAAUUUAAAAGAUGUACAUUACUCAGAGCUGGAAAGAAGACUAUAGCAGGUGGGUAUAGGGGCAAGAGGAAUAUUUCGUCGACACCACUCAUCAGGCAGUAUAAUUAAAAGAUGUGUUCAUUUCGGUCAAAAAUAUUUAUACUACAGUAGAAAAUGCGAAUGCAUUGGGAUCAAGCCGUUCCAAUCACCUUCUUUUCAGCUUUACACAGCAGAAAUAUUUUAGUUUUCAAUUUCUAUUCCAAACACGUUGAAGAAAUGCUGUUGAAGAUAUCCAAGUACGACUGCGAUAGCCGAAUCGUUCGUGUUUUCUCAACAUCGCAAAACAUACGAGAUAUCACUAGUAUUCCUAUUUCGAUGUCACUAGCGUUUUUAUUAUGCAAAUGCAAACAGCGAACAUGUCACUCUUCCACGUCAGUAUUCGAAUUACAGCAAAAUAUUUUCAAUUUUUAUCAGAAAUGAACAUACGAUUUUGAUCUCCAGUCUUCCCAACGAGUAACGAAUCUUUUAUUGGUGGAAGGGCGAUGAAACGAAAAGCAAAUGUCACGUGCUGGAAUUCUGGAGGGAAAGAGAUGAUCGAGCAGUGCGUCAUGUCCAGCAAGGAGUGUGAUUCACAAGAGAAUUCUCUUGGAAGUGAACAUUUGACGAGUCGUCGACCGACAUUUCGUUUCGUAUGCGUCGAAUAUACACGCGAACCGUCACGAUCUUUCCGUUGCAUUGUACAUAUUUGUAAAGAGUUAGGUUAAUUUAUAGCGGCGGCUUCGUGCUCCCUUUUGGGUCGUGUUCACCACGAUGCGACGCGGCAUCGUGAAUCACGCUGGGGAAAACCCAGAAGUGACGAGCGACCGUGUGGAAAUCGCGCUCCGAUCUUUCACGCACCGAUUGUAUAAAGCUGUUUAUCGAUUAAACGUAAUUUUCGUCGAACAUUAA